CAGGCUUUCACAUGGCGUUUGGUUGUAAGGGACUGAUUGUUGAUGUCCUGUCAAAAAUCUGCUGUCUUCUGAGGUUAAACACCGAUGAACGUUCCGGAGAAUGAUUUAAAGCAAAGGUCAUCAUGCAGUUCUUCGGUCGUAUAUAUGAAACGGUAAGCUCAAACGUGUCAAACCUCUUCUCCAACCCUUACCGCGUAAAGGAUGUGCAGCUGUCGGAGUACAAUGGAAAAGUGCUGUUGAAACAGGAGGGACGCUUGGUCCUAUACAAGAACCAGCAGAGCCAGUCAUGGGAUUGUCUGCUACUCUGCCCCGAGUCAUCAUCUGUAGGACUAAGGAUGUUCCAGGUUUCCUCAGAGGAGAGUGCAAUGAAUUGGUUCCCUCAGUAUGUCCUCAAACUCCGCCCAUUUUACGAGAUGCUCCGCCCACCAUUGAAACCUGAGACCUUCCAGCCAAUCGUAGACUGCCUGCGGAAUCACCCUGACUGGAGCUCAGCUCACAUCGCCGUGGAUACGGGACUGAGAGACUGCCUGAAACACAAUUACGUGUUGAGCCAGAUAAACGCCCGUGAUGGUUUGGGUCAGACCCCUCUUCACCUGGCCUGCGAGAGGGGAGAUGUGGGCUGCGUACGUGAGCUGAUGGAGGAAUGCCAGGCUCGCACGGAUGUCAAAGACAAAAAUGGAGAAACGCCCAUGCAUUGCGCCGCUAAACAAGACUCCUCUGUUGUUUUAGAGGUUUUGUGCGCUCAGCUCUGUGCCGGUGUGAACGAGUUGAAUGCUGCUGGGGAAACGCCGCUCCACGUAGCGUGCCGUCUCGGCAGGGUUGGGGCGGUCAAGGGCCUGAUAGGGGGCGGAGCCCGCUGUGACAUCUUGGGGAGUACGGGCUAUCCAAUCCACGCCGCCAUGAAGUAUAGUGAGAAAAGCUGUGCCGAAGCAAUUUUAUCUACAAACCCAAAUCAGCUAUUGGCAGAGGAUCCCAGCUAUGGUGGAACUCCUCUCCACUGGGCCAAGACUGCUGAGAUGAGUCGCCUUCUGUUGGAAAGAGGGUGUAACGUUAACUAUCUGAGCAAGACUGGAGAGAGUCCGUUACAUAUCCUGACCAAAAGGGGGCGCUUUGAGGCCGCAAUGACACUGCUGACCCAUGGAGCCGACCCCAACAUCAAAGGCCAGGAUAGAAACACAGCUCUUCAUCUUGCAAUGAAGUUGGAUAACAUGGACCUGAUCAAAGCUCUCAUUGUGUUUGGAGCAGAUGUUGAGGUUCACAAUGAUCUGGGUGAGACACCAGGACUCAUCGCUGCCCGUACCAGCAAGGGGCCCAACCGUAAGGUGCUAUUGAACAUGCUGUGUAGUGUAGGGGUGGAACGGUGUCACCCCCCCACUCUCGACACCCCUCCCCCCAGAGCCAGCAGAGCCCCGCCUCCUGCUAUAGGCUUUGAUGACAUCGUGCAUGUGGCGGCAGCCGUUGCCGCCAUGAGUCAAGGGUUUACUGAUGUGGAUGGGGUCAAAACAGGAAGCAAAAAAAUGGACAGAUUGUUGUGCCUUGACGGUGGAGGAAUAAAGGGUCUGGUUCUGAUCCAGAUGUUGAUCGCUCUAGAGAAAGCGGCGGGUCGGCCUAUCAUUGAACUCUUUGACUGGGUUAGCGGCACCAGCACGGGGGGCAUACUGGCCUUAGCUAUCGUACACGGAAAAUCGAUGGAGUAUCUGCGCUGUUUAUACUUCAGAAUGAAAGAGGAGGUGUUUAAAGGCUCUCGGCCGUAUGAGUCCGGUCCUCUUGAAGAUUUUCUCAAGAAUGAGUUUGGGGAAAAUACCAAGAUGACAGAUGUCACGCACCCCAAGGUAAUGGUAACUAGCGUCCUUGCAGACAGACAUCCAGGAGAAUUGCAUCUGUUUCGGAAUUACAACCCGCCGGCUCUGCAGAGAAUCCCUCCUUACACCUCUACGGCCACAUUUAAACCCCUUACCGUACCGCAAGAGCAAUUAGUAUGGCGUGCCGCCCGCUCCAGUGGCGCAGCUCCUACGUAUUUUCGGCCAAUGGGACGGUUUCUGGAUGGAGGGCUGCUCGCUAAUAACCCGACACUAGAUGCCAUGACAGAAAUACAUCAGUACAACAAAGCCCUGAAGGCACAGGCACGCGACUCGGAUGUAUCCAGGUUAGGUGUGGUGCUCUCACUGGGUACCGGUAAACCACCACAGGUGGCAGUGAACUCAGUGGACGUUUUUAGGCCUUCAAACCCCCUGGAGCUCGCCAAGACCUUCAUUGGUGCCAAAGAACUGGGCAAGAUGCUCGUGGACUGUUGCACAGACUCCGAUGGUUGUGCGGUGGACCGAGCCAGUGCGUGGUGUGAGAUGGCCGAUAUAAACUAUCACAGGUUUAGUCCUCAGCUGUCUCAAGAGGUGAUGUUGGAUGAGGUCAGUGAUGCUGUGUUAGUUGACAUGCUGUGGGAGACUCAGAUGUACCUGUAUGAACACAGAGAAGUCAUACAAACGCUCUGCCAGCAGCUGCUACAGCACUGACACACCACAAACACUAACAGAUUAUUUCAAAUUUAAUGUGCAACAAUAAUGGAUUUGUUUACAUUAGUGUAUAUAUGUCAUAAAUCAGGGCUUAUGGCAGAUGCAACUUAUUUAUAAAUAUAUAUAUAUAUAUAUUUGUGUGAUGUGAGUCAGAGUGAGAUCAGUUUUAAUACAUUAAUAAACCACUACAGUCUUAAUAUUUAAAGAAGUGAGUAGCAGUGUGUUCGGUGUCAAUAGUAUUUGAGGACGCACAUAAUAGAAAGUAACCUUUGAGGACUCAAUAUGUGACAGUUAUACUUUUCAAGAAAUGUCUUUUACUUAUGGGGCGAGCUAUCGUAUAUAGUGAAACACAGGAAACCUUCUCCAUCUUACGGUGAACAGAAUAAGGCCAGCCAGUUCUCACGAACGUGAGCAAAAUUAAAUUGCCGUAACGCAGGUAAAAUACAGCAUUUAUUUCUCAUCCUUACAUUCUGUGUACCCAAAUGUACUUUGUGUCAUUUGUGAAUGAAGAAAAAGCCUUGGGUUUUUGAGUUUCAAUAUAUCAUGUAUAGCACUGAAUACUUGAAUUUUUAUUUGAGGAAGUGACAGAUGAUACUAAGCUUUUAAACAAUGAGAUAAAUAAAUUAUGAACCGAAUACUUCUUGAAUUACUCCAUAGCCUUGUUUUUUUAAAUAACAUAUUUACUUUUUAUUUAUCUCUCUAGGAAGUUUUUGUUAUUAUGUUCUGAUAACUUAUACUUGUCAUAUUGGAGGUGUUAUUCUGUUGUUUCGAGACCAAACUUUAUUCUCAUGACCUGCUGCCGUGGCACUGAUUUGAAACCUUUUAAUGGAAUGAAGUGAUUGUACUAUUCAAAAUAAAAAAGACAAAUAUGUUAAUAAUAA
Molecule: messenger RNA, 3391 nt
Organism: Triplophysa dalaica
Lineage: Eukaryota; Metazoa; Chordata; Actinopteri; Cypriniformes; Nemacheilidae
Gene: pla2g6
Product: phospholipase A2, group VI (cytosolic, calcium-independent)
Exons: 17
Coding region: 123-2510 (795 amino acids)
Biological process (GO): positive regulation of ceramide biosynthetic process; cardiolipin acyl-chain remodeling
Cellular component (GO): mitochondrion
Molecular function (GO): protein binding
Source: RefSeq, a predicted model, not a curated record